Salvelinus sp. IW2-2015 is the source of this 881-nucleotide messenger RNA. Its product is annotated as homeobox-containing protein 1-like. Gene Ontology annotation, molecular function: double-stranded telomeric DNA binding. Gene Ontology annotation, biological process: positive regulation of DNA-templated transcription. NCBI's taxonomy places the organism in Eukaryota, Metazoa, Chordata, Actinopteri, Salmoniformes, Salmonidae. Gene Ontology annotation, cellular component: nucleus. The record is from RefSeq and is a predicted model, not a curated record.
AAACUCUGUGACAAUAAGCUUGUAAUUGAAAUCUAGCACUCCUGCUACAAUCCGGCAGUCGAUGUGUUGUUGCUACGGUUAGUAAGUGGCAUUUCCCCCCCCACACACACUGUUCAGUGGUGGUGCGAUUUAAAUGGUCAAAUGUACAGAGGCACAUCGAGAUAGAGAGCCAAGGAUGUCUCAUUACACAGACGAACCUCGCUUCACCAUCGAGCAGAUCGACCUGCUCCAGAGGCUGCGGCGUACAGGCAUGACCAAGCAGGAGAUCCUCCACGCCCUGGACACCCUAGACCGGCUGGACCGCGAGCACGGGGACAAGUUUGGACAUCGCACCUCCUACGGGGGAGGAGCGAGCAGCUCUGUGUCAGACCCCAAUUGCACCACCUCCAACAACACUGCAGCCACCACAUCCUCUACGACAUCCUCUUCCUGUAUUAUUAUUCAUAAUAAUGCCGCUGGUGGGAGCAGCCAUGUUAACAACUCCACCCUGUCCUCUUCCUGCACCAACUCUACCGUCGCACAGACCCAGUACCUCUCACCACGCGGGGGGCUGUCGCCUAGCAACAGCUACGACACCUCCCCACCGCCCGGCCUGCCCUCCCCAGUGUCACUGGUCACCAUGGUGCAGAACGGGGGGCGGGACAGCCUGGUGGCGACGCCCAAUGGGAAGCUCUCGCCGCCGCGGUACCCGGUGAACAGUGCAGCGGCCGCCAGGGCGUUCGGGUUCGAGGCCACGGAGGAGGAGCUGGAAAUCGAUGACAAGGUGGAGGAGCUCAUGAGGAGAGACGGCAGCAUUGUGAAGGAGGAGAUCAAGUCGUUCCUGGGGAACAGGAGAAUCUCUCAGGCUGUGGUGGCCCAGGUCACAGGUCAGUAACAAACAC